This is a messenger RNA of Symbiodinium sp. CCMP2592, 2211 nucleotides long. Lineage: Eukaryota; Dinophyceae; Suessiales; Symbiodiniaceae. The record is from the annotation of a GenBank genome assembly.
AUGGCAUGCGAGCAAGUCGGGCAGGUUUUCGAUGGGUUACCCAUUGGUCCACCAGGCCACCCGUUCUUGCUGACCCUGUCGUUGGAUAUUGUAGGCUCAGAGCCACAGAGCUGCUUGAAAGUCCAUGGCUUGACUCCACGACCGGGAGGGUCAGGUUAUUCCGACGCAGGCCGACCAAUGCAAUUGCAGGGCAACAAGGCCACCAGUCCGUGGGCAUCCCGGACGUGGCACAGCAGCAUGCAAUCUGCAGCGAGAGCCACGGGCACCACCAGGACUUCUAGGCCACGCAGUACCCCGGCACGUGGUUGUCCUUCAAGCGACCUCCUUCACGAUUGUCCUUCUGCGUUCAUGGAAAAGUUAUUUUGGAAUAUCGCCGUUAUUCUGCAAGAAGCCUCGCUCAACUGCUCUCUGGACAGCUUGCACAGAGACGCCCUGGCUCAGCUCAUUGCAGGCAUGAAGGCAGAACAGCUCCCUUCAGAUCCUUCCGAGUGCAGCACCCCUUUUCCGUGGCAGAUUGCUGCCGUGUACUCUGACAUUGCUAGCCAGCUUGAGUUGGUGAAUCCCCAUGUUCCGGGCGAUCCGGAAGGGGCACGAGCUGCAGCUAGCGUAUUGCGUGCAGUUUACCAGGCCCUUCUCACGGCGGCGUCAUUCCUGACACACAGCAUGGUUUCGGAGAACUUGUAUCUGCAAUGCUCGCUCGAUGGAUUCUAUGGCUCAACUGCUACACGUUUGGUUCAUCUAGCUCGAGGAGCAGCAGCGAGUGAUCAGCGGAGCCGAACCCUUGGGUUUCACACGCAAGUAAAACCAUCGGAUUGGGCACUUGGCGCUGCAGCAGCUAUCAAUUCGGUUUGUCGGUCUCGUAGAACACAAGCACCAUCGCUUGUCAGUCACCGGCAGUGUUCUAAAAGCAGCCUCCAGUAUUCAAACUCAGCUAGUGGUGGCAGUGCUGGCAUUGGGACUGGCCGAACGUUCUUCAGCGCAAAUGUCACUUUACAGGAGUUUCAGACGACCGACAUCGCUUCUCGCCCGCCUUCGCACUCAAGUGACCUGCAAGAGCCAAUGAUUGCGGGUCGAGCGAAUCUCUGCGCACACCUGCGAAGCAUUCUGGUACAGGCUACUUUGGAUGGGCGCUUGCAAGAAGAGCUGGGCCGCGUGGAUACGGACUUCCGACCUAUUGACGAAGAGUCGAAUAAACCGAAUGGCAUUUCAAAGUCGGCGCUACCAGUAGGUAGCUUCUCCAGCACAGGCACAGUCUCGCAACUCUACGGGCAUGCAGACCAAGCGCACGGAGGCUCAGCGAUGUCUUUGCGUGCGGACUCGGGCAUGCGAAACGAAGACCGUGUGCCAUCGAGUCCUUCAAGCGCAGCCGUGCAGCGGUCUUCCACGCACGAGGCGAGAAGUGCCGCAUCGACAGAGAAGCAAGUCUCAAAUCAUCUUCUUGAGCUCGGUGAUUUAUGCGAUGACACAGCGUGUGCUGCUGUACCUGUGGAUCAUCUGGAGCACGCCAACGUUUCCGAACUUUGUAAUGCGCAAGACAGCCGGACCCCUGCCUGGUCCCAGCGACAGGCAUCGCCGCCUGCAGCCCAGCCCACGUCGCAGAAGCUGCGGCCAUGGGAAGCCAAUUCCUCGCACAGGGCUGAUGCUCUUAUACGGCACUUGGGCGAGGUCAGUCGAGGACAGGGUACGGCUGGAGUCGAAAGAUGCCUGUAUGCCGACGGCGUGUUGCCUUUGUCGAAGGAGUCGUCACCGAAUGAAAGAAGUGUGCGAAUGCUUGCGGAAGAGAUGACGAAGGAACGGCCUUCAGCUGGGCAGACCAGCUCAAGCCGAGCUUACAAGGCUACGGCUACGACUUCUUCGUUGCUAUCGCUUGCACGUGCGGGGCGACAAGAUGCCCUGCAGCGGAAACAAGCACCUCAGACGGCAAAAGAUCAGCAAAACGCUCGCGAACGGCAAGCAGGGCCUGACCAAGCAGAGAAAAGACCUUCGCCGCCGGAAGCCUCCGUCAAGCUGCCUCAAGUUCAGUGCAGAGGCUCCCAGAAGCCCAAUCCGAGCCUUGCUGCAGGAAUCUAUGCUCAGUCCUUCAAGAAAGUGUCUUCCAAUGCUGCAGACAAGCACCGGCUGUACAGGUCAAGCCAGAGCUUGCCUGCGAUCAAGGUCAAGCAGCGUAGUCCCCCCGACUUGCCUGAACGCAAGUGGCGCCCAAUGUGUUAG